Trichomonas vaginalis G3 is the source of this 1245-nucleotide messenger RNA. Its product is annotated as pectin lyase-like family. The transcript has a single exon. Bases 1 to 1245 code for a protein of 414 amino acids. The record is from RefSeq and is a predicted model, not a curated record. Lineage: Eukaryota; Parabasalia; Trichomonadida; Trichomonadidae.
AUGUUAUUGAAUUUUACUAUUCAGCAUCUGGCUUUACAAAAGUACAGCGGCCAAUCGCCUAUUUUCAAUAUAGGCAACCGUGGUAACUGUGUAUUUAAAGCUUUAUCAAUAAACAAAAUUACUUCAAAUUUCAUUUAUUCAAAUCAAAAGUUUCAAAGAUUAGAAAUACUGAACUCGAAAUUUUCACAUAGCCUUAAGUCUGUUGUUAGCUUAAAUAGAGAUGAUACCAUUAAUAACACAAAAUUUCAUGAUGCCCUUGCCCUAGAUCAAGAUACUAUUGUAAAGAAUUGUGUUUUCGAUUCAUGCACAUCAGAAGCUAAAGGCAGUGCUAUUUCCUCCGAAGGUCGUAGACUUACAGUAGAUUUUUGCCUUUUCCAAGGUUGCGAAGCUGUAUCUAAUGGUGGCGCUAUUUACAUACAGUCAGUUGGAUUUUUAGUUAAAAAAAGUUGUUUUGCAAAUUGUACAACUUCUUCUUUUGGACAAGCGAUUUACCACACAGAUGGAAAGAAUCUCGGCGAAACUGAUACAGUUAAAGAUACAAUAUUCUACAGAUGCUCUCUUAAGCAAUAUCUUCGAAAUGCAGCAGCAUUAUUUUCAAUGACUGGUAAAAUGGCAUAUACAUAUAAUAACUGUACAAAAUGUGAGUGCAAGAAGAAUGGUGCUUGCAUAACUUUCUUAAAUUCAGAACCAGAAAUUAUUUCUCAUUCUACCUUUGCAUUUAGCAGCGCUCCAUCUGUUAUUGAUAUAUCUCAUUGCCAAACAAGUAUUAAAAUUCAUUACUGCAAUUUCCUUUCCAACGUUGCCACUGAAAAAUCUGCAUUAGUAGUUGUAAGCGCAGAAACCAUGAUUUCGGAGUGUUACAUGGAAAAGAACUCAUCUCCUUUUGCAGAUAGAUCAGUAGGACAGCCAUAUCAAGUAGUUAUCUUUAAUUGUACUUAUGAUUCGCUUGGAACACCAUUAACAAAUGAUGUUGUUUACAGAGCUGGUAAAAACAUCGAAGUAGAUGAUUCUCCGCUCAUGAUUACUCUUCGCGGACAAAAUCAUUGUUAUACUCAUCCUGAAGAUUCAUUUUUCCGAGGUUUCAAUCUUAAUGUGUUCUUUAUGGUAUGCGGUACAAUCAUACUUACUCAUAUUCUUAUUAUUCAUACUAAUUUCAUCUUCAGAUUGUUCUCAAGAAUUAUCUCAGGAGAUGAAAGGCAGAAGAAGAGACGUAGAGCAGCAAAGAAGCGUAACGAAAUGGAAUAA